AUGUUAGAUUUAUUAGCUAUCUAUAUUGUAUUAGCGGGCUUAGCCAUAAAAAAUAAGACAAGUUUGCAACAUGAAAAUAAGAUUAAUAAUCCUUAGAUUAGGUCCAUAUCUGGUGAUUUUCUAGAUUAUGAAAAUUUACUUCACAGCUUGAAUUACAACAACAUUUGCCUGCGAGGUGGAAGCACAAUGCUUAGUAGCUUAUUCUUGAACUAGUUCCUAGAGGAGAAUGGAGUUGACGACGAUUAUGUUAGGAAUACUGAUUGGAGUUACCAAAAAGAUGCCUUUCUUAGAGCUAAAGAUCUCAAUGAAAUCAAAAUUCCUAAAGUGAUAUAGUAUGUCUGGUUUACAAAUCCACUUAAGGAAAAAGAAUUAUUGGAUUAUGCUGGUGGCAUGAGCGAUAUUGAGACUACUGUUGCUACUAUGAAUUAGCACGGAUUCUCCUACAAUCUCUGGGUUAAUGGUGAAGCCAAGCUCACAAAAACAAGAUAAUACGCUUAGAAAAUAGGUAUCACAAUUAGAGAAAUAGAUGAGCUUCGUGGAGAUGACAUUCUAUCUAAUCAAGCAAUUGACAUCGUCCAAGAAUAUAUUGCUGCCAAGCGGUUUGCUGAGGCAUCAGAUCUCGCUAGAUUAGUAAUUGUACACAGAUUUGGAGGUGUUUAUUUAGACGGAGAUAAUGUCGUGUUUUAAUAUGAUCCUUUGCUUAACAAUCUGGACUUCUUUUUCUUUGCCCAUCCAUAUGCAGGGGGAAGCUACAAUAUAGAAAAUGCAAUGAUUGCCUCAGCUCCUAAUAAUUACAUUCUUCACAAUAUGCUUUUGGAUAUCCUAGAUAGGAAACUAAACAAGAAGAAGGUAUUUUAAUCAGAAUGCCUUAAUCGUUCCUUCUUGAUUGCCUUUUAUAAUACUGGACCGAUUAGACUUACAAUCUCAUACAAUAAAGCAUUAAAAGAAGGAUAUUUGGACAGCAAAUCAUAUAUUGUAUUCCAUGAAUGGCUUUAUAAAGAUGACUGCCUCGAAGGAAGACAAGAGUAUCAAAGAUGCUUUUCACUUGAUAGGAACACACCUCUACCUAAUGACAAAAAUUAUCAGAUAAAGUUUAUUACUAGGCAUUUUCCUACAGGAGCAUGGAGUGACCCUUCUCCAGAUAGAUAAAGCUAUGGUAGACUGCCAGAUAGCUAAUUAAAUGAGUUACUCGAAACAUGA
This is a messenger RNA of Stylonychia lemnae, 1200 nucleotides long. NCBI's taxonomy places the organism in Eukaryota, Ciliophora, Spirotrichea, Sporadotrichida, Oxytrichidae. The record is from the annotation of a GenBank genome assembly.